AUGGGCCAAGAUAAUGAGCCUAAAACAUACCGCUAUAACGAGACUCCGGUCUACACGGCCUCCAAUGGCUGUCCUGUCAUGGACCCCCAGGCUGCUCAACGGAUUGGGCCCAAUGGCCCUCUCCUGCUGCAAGAUUUCCACUUAAUCGACUUGCUGGCACAUUUCGACCGUGAGCGCAUUCCGGAGCGCGUGGUCCACGCAAAGGGUGCAGGUGCCUAUGGCGAGUUUGAGGUCACCGACGACAUCAGCGAUAUCACUAUUAUCGAUAUGCUCAAGGGCGUCGGCAAGAAGACCAAGAUGCUGACUCGCUUCUCGACCGUCGGCGGUGAGAAGGGAUCUCCCGACAGUGCCCGUGAUCCUCGUGGAUUUGCCAUGAAGUUUUAUACCGAAGAGGGCAACUGGGACUGGGUCUUCAACAACACCCCGGUUUUCUUCCUACGUGAUCCUGCCAAAUUCCCCAUCUUCAUCCACACACAGAAGCGCAACCCGCAGACCAACCUCAAGGAUGCUACUAUGUUCUGGGAUUAUCUCUCCACCCACCACGAAGCGGUGCACCAGGUGAUGCAUUUGUUCAGUGACCGCGGGACCCCAUACUCCUACCGCCAUAUGAAUGGCUACUCCGGUCACACCUACAAGUGGAUCAAGCCGGAUGGCACUUUCAACUAUGUUCAGAUCCACUGCAAAACCGACCAGGGCAAUAAGACCUUCACUAACGACGAGGCGGCCAAGCUGUCCGCCGAGAACCCCGACUGGCACACCCAGGAUCUAUUCGAGGCCAUCAAGCGCGGCGAAAACCCGUCCUGGACUUGUUACGUGCAAGUUCUGAGCCCCGAGCAGGCCGAGAAGUUCCGGUGGAAUGUUUUCGACCUGACCAAAGUCUGGCCCCAGAAAGAUGUGCCUCUGCGUCGCUUCGGCCGCUUCACCCUGAACAAGAACCCGCAGAACUACUUCGCGGAAAUUGAACAGGCCGCCUUCUCUCCCUCCCACAUGGUUCCCGGCGUUGAACCCUCCGCCGAUCCCGUCCUCCAGUCCCGUCUCUUCUCCUACCCCGAUACCCACCGUCACCGUCUGGGCGGUAACUACGAGCAAAUUCCCGUUAACUGCCCCCUCAAGGCCUUCAACCCGACCCACCGCGAUGGCUACAUGAACGUGAAUGGCAACUACGGCGCCAACCCCAACUACCCCUCCACCUUCCGCCCCGUCGCCCACAGACCCGUCAAGGCUAGCCAGGAACAUGAAAAGUGGUCCGGUGCUGUGAUUGCCGAGCAGUAUCCGGUUACCUCUGAGGACUACGUCCAGGCCAACGGCCUAUGGCAGGUCCUGGGCCGUACCCCCGGACAGCAGGAGAACUUUGUUGGCAACAUCUCUGGUCAUCUCUGCGGCGCGCACGAGCGUGUUCGUAACGCUACCUACAAGAUGUUCCGUCGUGUCAAUCCCGAUCUUGGGGCUCGCAUUCAGUCUGCUACUGAGGCUCAUGUCAAAGGUGCCCCGCCAGCGCGUCUGUAG
Penicillium bovifimosum is the source of this 1506-nucleotide messenger RNA. RefSeq names its product catalase easC (gene fgaCat). The record is from RefSeq and is a predicted model, not a curated record. The transcript is spliced from 4 exons. Gene Ontology annotation, cellular component: mitochondrion; peroxisome; cytoplasm. Gene Ontology annotation, biological process: hydrogen peroxide catabolic process; response to hydrogen peroxide. Bases 1 to 1506 code for a protein of 501 amino acids. Gene Ontology annotation, molecular function: heme binding; catalase activity. NCBI's taxonomy places the organism in Eukaryota, Fungi, Ascomycota, Eurotiomycetes, Eurotiales, Aspergillaceae.